Larimichthys crocea (large yellow croaker) is the source of this 3246-nucleotide messenger RNA. RefSeq names its product rho GTPase-activating protein 6. Gene Ontology annotation, biological process: signal transduction. Lineage: Eukaryota; Metazoa; Chordata; Actinopteri; Sciaenidae. The record is from RefSeq and is a predicted model, not a curated record. The transcript is spliced from 13 exons. Bases 282 to 2543 code for a protein of 753 amino acids.
UUUCUUGUGUUAACUUGUGACCCGACACUGUGGCAACACUGACCCCUCCCAAUCCAUUCAUCAGUCUCAAUGUUAUUCAAAGGGACUGCGUCUAAAAUCAGACGCUCAGCUUGCUCCACUUUGAAGUGCUCGCCCGCUUUGGUUCCCUGUCCAGACUCUUUUCAGCUGUGAAACAUGUGGACUGUACUUUCAGUGGAGCGUUUCUUCUGGAGUCAAAUGGCGUCGGUUUGUUUGGCAUUAGUUGGUGGUCUACAACUUUGAGGGGGGUGACUUUUUCAUCCAUGGCGACCGGAGUGUUUGUAUCACCCAUCACCCAUCUUGGUGACUUCACCUGGAACAGCGUGUCAGGACGCAGCGUUGGCCUGAAGCCCGUCCCCCUGCAAAGCCUGUCCGAGUUGGAGAGGGUUCGUCUCCAGGACGUGGCCUUCAGGAGACUGCUUCGAGAUCGUGACCUGAGUUGCCAAAUCGCCAUCCCUAAAUAUGGCCACAAGAAGAAGUCACUCAGGCGGAAGUUGGAUUCAUUAUCUAAAGAGAAGAGUAAAGACAAAGAGACUACACCCCAGGCGUUUGGCAUACCGCUGUCGCAGGUCAUAUCCAACGACCGCGCACUUAAGCAGCGGCACGAUCCCCCACGGGAGGGCCACAGCGACCCCACUGAAUUGAUGCUAUCCUUCCUCCACCUCACCUCCAGCUUCAAAAGGGCCAACAAGGAGCUCUCCAGCAGCAACUCGUCCCUUAGCUCCACUUCUGAGACCCCUAAUGAAUCACCUCUGCCCAGCACACUGGACGCAGCCCCCCGGACACGCAGGAGGGGCGGAGUAUCUGUGGAUUGCAUCACUGACCUUGAUGAUAACCAGUCUCGGCUCUUGGAGGCCCUCCAGCUGUCUCUGCCAGUAGAGGCAGCUGGCAACAGGAAGAAGCGCCAUGACAAAAAGCUCAGCCUCAACCCCAUUUACAGACAGGUGCCGAGAGUAGUGGAUCUCUGCUGCCAGCACCUAGAAAAACACGGCCUGCAGACGGUUGGAAUUUUCCGUAUUGGCAGUUCUAAGAAGAGAGUGCGACAGCUUCGCGAGGAGUUUGACCAGGGAUGGGAGGUACAUUUGGACGAGGAACACUGCAUCCAUGAUGUAGCCGCAUUGCUGAAAGAGUUCCUCAGAGACAUGCCUGACCCGCUGCUGACAAGAGAACUUUACACUGCCUUCAUCAACGCAAUGUUGCUGGAUUAUUCAGACCAAGAGAGCGCCCUCCAGCUCCUGGUAUUCCUGCUUCCUCCCUGUAACAGCGACACGCUGCAGCGCAUCCUCUGCUUGUUGUCCACGGUGGCUGCACAUGCCGAAGACAGCCUGGACAGUGAGGGGCAGGAGAUCACAGGAAACAAGAUGACAUCACUCAAUUUAGCCACCAUCUUUGGACCGAACCUCUUACACAAGCUAAAAAACUCAGACAAAGAGUUUGCAGUCCAGAGUUUUGCCCGCGCAGAGGAGAGCACAACCAUCAUCAGCGUGGUCCAAAGGAUGAUCGAUACAUACGAUGCACUGUUUACGGUCUCUGCAGACCUGCAGAACGAGGUGCUGAUGACUUUACUAGAAACUGAUCCUGAUGUCGUGGAUUACUUACUGCGGAGGAAGGCUUCCCAACACUCAGAGCCAGCUCUUCUUAGAGCAGAAGAGUCCUUCUCUCUGACUGAAAGGCGAUUAUCCAACGACUCCAUCAAAGCGUCUAGCGGAGAGGUGUCUCCCUACGACAACAACUCCCCUGUGCUGUCAGAUCGACUGCUGUGUAAAUACCCAGAGGACAGCAGUCCACUCUCUAACGGGAUCCCCAGACUUUCUCGGCAGCACAGACUCAGUAGCCAAGACGGCUCUGGCAGCACCUCUCCUACGCUGUCUACAGACAAAGAGGCCUCCACUGAUGAUUUCUGGGACACCUGGAAUGAGCUGUUCAACAAGGAUUUCACUGGCUAUCACAUCACCGGCUCCCAUGGAGACGUGUCGGAAUGUGAGUCAUAUGGAUCAUCAGAGGGGCUGAGCAGUCACCAAGGUAACAGCGAGCUGCCCAUCAGACCAACACAAACCUCAUUGGGCACGCUGGAAAUCAGGCCACACCUCCCGGUGACUCGCAGCAGCAGUGGUCCUCACGACCAGAGAGGACAGACACAGUCGCAGGCAUCAUUGCAUCAGGCGUUGAGUGGCCAAUCAGCAGCUGUUAGCUCGGACGACUUAGCAGGAAGGACAGGACACGCUGCAUGUCUAUUACUUAAGGUCGGAAUGAAUAAUUCGUCUCCCCUUCACUACUCUGGACAGCUGAGGGACACCCAUAUUUCUCACUCCACACCCUCCCUCUUCACAUGUCAGCCUGGCUCCCACACUCCACAGCAGUCCCUGCAAGGCCCAGCCUCCCAGUCUGCAGAUACUGCAAACGCCUCUGGGCCUGCACAAGCAAAGAGCCCCGGUGGUGCUCCGGACUCGCGGGCGGAGAGGUGGCAUAUAUGGCAGAUAAUGCCAAAGGAAAACACAGACACCCUGCCUGAAACUCUGGUGUGAUGCACCGCCUGACUGUGAUUCACUCUCUGGUCAUCAGUCGAUGAAACACUGUCUGUCUGCAGCACGAGUUAAUGUUCCUCAUUGAGAGACUGAUGGAACUUUACACUGAAUGUUUCUUAAAUAUGUCUUAUUGUGUCUUUAACUGUAUAUAUAUCUGUUUUUUGCAUCAUAUAAAAUGACUGAUACAUUUUUUAUUUUUGUAGUUUAUUUUUUAUGCGUUGUCAGACACAACAGACUAAAUUAAUAAUGUGCGACGCAGCCGUCAAAACCUUGUGUUUAGACUUGACUGUCAUAAUUAGACUUGAAUGAUAUGAAGCUUAAUUUGAAGCCAUGAAUGUAAAAAUAUAAACCCAGUUUAUGUUUUGCUUUAACAUCGCUGUAGUGCCAUGAUAUGUACCGAGGCUACUAGUCUCCAAUUCGAAUCUACUUGGCCUCCAUAUUUCAACAACAAAACUGGAGGAUAUGUUUUAAGUAAGAGUUAUUACACUAUAUUUAGUGUUGCAAGAUUUAAAUGAACUGUCACAUUUCAGCAUUCAUUUUCUGCUUGUACACAGCCACAGCUAAGCAGUGUUAUUUACAGGGAUAUCUAUUACGAUUAUUAUGUUGUUAAUUUACAGUACUUUGUAAUUUAAUGAAGAACAAUUAUCCACGUUUUCCUAGUUGCCUAAUAAACUGUGAUCAGUUUAAUGGAGAAUGAUGAAAA